GUGGUUCCAGCCAAUGAGAGCUGCAGGGACAGCAUUCUGCGCAGCGAUCGCCUGAUGCUGGUUUAUCUGCUCUACAACAACCUGGAAGACAUCUGGGGCAAAUCAGACUGUGCCAGCUGUGUCACUAAAGGAUUCCACAGCCUCACCAACGACACGCUGUACUUCAUGAGCUUCGUCAACCAAACUCUCACCUGCUUUGAGAAAUAUAAAGAGGGGAAUCACACGGAGCUGUGCAAAAACUGUAAGAAAACCUACCGAGGCCUGAAUGAGCUGUACGGCCGAAUGGAGACCGACAAAACCAUGUGUAUUGACAUAGAGGAUGUGAUGAAUGUGACUCGCAAACUGUGGAGUAAGGAGUACGAUUGUUCGCUCCCCCGCGAGGAGACGGUGCCUGUCAUCGCCGUGUCCAGCUUCAUGCUCUUUCUGCCCAUCAUCUUCUACUUGAGCAGCUUCCUUCACUCGGAACAAAAGAAACGCAAGCUCAUACACCGUGAGUAACCAGCUUAAUUCGCCCAUUGUCACACGGAGAGA
Notothenia coriiceps (black rockcod) is the source of this 531-nucleotide messenger RNA. RefSeq names its product osteoclastogenesis associated transmembrane protein 1 (gene ostm1). The record is from RefSeq and is a predicted model, not a curated record. Gene Ontology annotation, cellular component: cytosol. The coding region runs from base 55 to 498 and encodes 147 amino acids. The transcript is spliced from 4 exons. NCBI's taxonomy places the organism in Eukaryota, Metazoa, Chordata, Actinopteri, Perciformes, Nototheniidae.